Microthlaspi erraticum is the source of this 1386-nucleotide messenger RNA. NCBI's taxonomy places the organism in Eukaryota, Viridiplantae, Streptophyta, Magnoliopsida, Brassicales, Brassicaceae. The record is from the annotation of a GenBank genome assembly.
AUGGAGACAACGACCACCACUCCUCUUCUCCCCGGUGAUCCUCGCCGAUGCAGCUGGCUCCGCCGUCGUCUCCGCCUCAAAAACCCUCUUUCCUCUGAACUCUCCGGUGCCGUAGGUGAUCUAGGCACCUUCAUCCCAAUCGUCCUCACACUAACCCUAGUCUCCAAUCUCGAUCUCUCCGCCACCCUAAUCUUCACCGGAUUCUACAACAUCGCCACCGGCCUCCUCUUCGACAUCCCCAUGCCCGUCCAGCCUAUGAAAUCCAUCGCCGCCGUCGCCGUCUCCGAGUCCCCACAUCUAACUCCCUCUCAGAUAGCAGCCGCCGGAGCCUCCACCGCCGCAACGCUCCUCCUCCUCGGCGCCACCGGAGCCAUGUCUUUCCUCUACAACCUCAUCCCUCUCCCUGUCGUCCGCGGCGUCCAGCUUUCUCAAGGUCUUCAAUUCGCCUUCACCGCCAUCAAGUACGUCAGGUUUAAUUACAACACUGCCACUCUCAAACCCUCUUCCUCUCCCCGUUCCUGGCUCGGCCUCGAUGGCCUUAUCUUGGCUCUAGCUGCUCUGCUCUUCAUUAUACUGUCCACCGGCUCCGGCAGCGACAGAGACGUCGUCGUCGAAGAUGCCGAGAGUUCCACCAACGAAAGCCAAUCUCGCCGGAGGAGACUUCGUCUUCUGUCUUCGAUUCCUUCUGCCCUAAUCGUGUUCUUAGUAGGGUUAGUGCUCUGUUUCAUACGGGAUCCGUCGAUUUUCAAAGACCUAAAGUUUGGUCCAUCGAGAUUCAAGAUUCUGAGAAUCACUUGGGAUGAUUGGAAAACCGGUUUUGUAAGAGCAGCGAUUCCUCAGAUUCCAUUGUCUGUGUUAAACUCAGUGAUCGCUGUUUGCAAACUAUCUAAUGACUUGUUCGACAAGGAACUCUCAGCGACUACAGUUUCCGUCAGCGUUGGUAUGAUGAAUUUAAUUGGUUGUUGGUUCGGUGCUAUGCCGGUUUGUCACGGUGCUGGCGGUUUAGCGGGUCAGUACCGGUUCGGUGCAAGGAGUGGUUUAUCGGUUAUCUUUCUCGGGAUUGGGAAACUUGUUGUUGGUCUCGUGUUUGGAAACUCGUUUGUGAGGAUUCUUAGCCAGUUUCCGAUUGGAAUACUUGGUGUUCUGUUGCUAUUCGCGGGCAUUGAACUCGCCAUGGCUUCCAAAGACAUGAACACGAAAGAAGAUUCCUUCAUCAUGCUUGUCUGCGCCGCCGUGUCCAUGACCGGCUCCAGCGCCGCCUUAGGGUUUGGGUGUGGAGUUGCUCUUUACUUGCUACUCAAGCUAAGAACGUUAGACUCUUCUUCGGUUACUCUGUUUUCCCGGUCGAACGAUGGAUCGCCGGUUGAUUCGGAAGCUGCUCCCUAA